UGAACAAAUGGUGGAAUUCAACCACUUACGAAGGGGAAACACGAGAAAUGAAUAAGUUCACUUUUGUGUUCAUCAUUAUCGUACUUGCUCUGUCGGGAAGUGGCGAAGGAAACAGAAAUGUCCAAGAUCGCAGUUCAACUUAUAAUCUACUAAAGUUAAAUAAAAGAAGUGGUAGAAUUCUUAAUGAAAUUUUAGGUCCUAUAAUUGGUAAUCCUACUACUACUAAAAAACCUACUGUUAAACCGACCACUACACCUGUUGCGACGACUAAAGAACCUACCACUAUGCCUGCUGUUACACCUACCGAAGAGCCUACCACAACACCUACUGUUACACCUACCGAAGAGCCUACCACCACACCUACUGUUUCACCUACCGAUGAGCCUACCACAAUACCUACUGUUACACCUACCGAAGAACCUACCACCACACCUACUGUUACACCUACCGAAGAGCCUACCACCACACCUACUGUUACAUCUACCGAAGAACCUACCACCACACCUGCUGUAUCUGCCAAUGAAACUAUCACUAUAUCCGCUGCUAUACCGACUGAUAAACCUACCACUAUUCCUACUAUUAUACUCACCACUAAGCCUGCUAUGUUACCUACCAGAAAACCAACCACUAUUUCUACUGUUAUACCUACCACUAAGCCUGCUAUGUUACCUACUAGAAAACCAACCACUAUUUCUACUGUUAUACCUACCACUAAGCCUGCUAUGAUACCAACCAGAAAACCUGGUCAUAUACCAUUCCCUUUACCUGGUCCUAUUGCUGAUGUCAAACCUUUUAACGUAGUUCGUCCUGUUCCUAUACCUGGACCCAAACGCCGACCUGCAGCUGCAGCUGGCUUUAAACGCCGUCCCAUACCUGGUACCAAAUUUCGUCCUGCUUCUCGUCCUAUUCGUGGAACUCUUCCUCGUCCUGUCCCUGGGGUUAAGUCUUGUAUCAUACCAGUCCCUAUACGUUUUCCUGGUUCGUUUCCUCGACAAGGAAGAGAAUAAACAAAGAGAAUGUAAGAAAAUUAUUACAAAAAUGUGUCGAUAAUUCAAAAAACGAGAAUAAAUAAA
Molecule: messenger RNA, 1073 nt
Organism: Centruroides sculpturatus (bark scorpion)
Lineage: Eukaryota; Metazoa; Arthropoda; Arachnida; Scorpiones; Buthidae
Product: soluble scavenger receptor cysteine-rich domain-containing protein SSC5D-like
Exons: 2
Coding region: 48-1007 (319 amino acids)
Source: RefSeq, a predicted model, not a curated record